Molecule: messenger RNA, 508 nt
Organism: Fomitiporia mediterranea MF3/22
Lineage: Eukaryota; Fungi; Basidiomycota; Agaricomycetes; Hymenochaetales; Hymenochaetaceae
Exons: 2
Coding region: 169-390 (73 amino acids)
Source: RefSeq, a predicted model, not a curated record
GAGGGAACAGCAGCACGUCAGAUAGGUGCCACCAUUGCACCAUGGACGUGGAAGCGAGCGAUUCCCAUAACCGGUUUUGUACCAGAAUAAUACUUUGUUCCGAUUCGGUACUGCCGAGCUGCCAGGCGUGUUGACCCAUUGACCGGUACUCUUCUCGACGGAUCCAAGAUGCGAGAGACUGCCGGACGUACACACAGCCUCAACAGAUUCCUUCUAUCUAUCCAAUGUAGAGUCAAGCUGGGAUCUGGCCAUAUGGGCAUACGAUCGCAAGGUACGCCGACAAUACAAUUCCGUAAAUUCCAGAACGUCGGACCCUUGGAAAUACGAGUUUCACCGCAUUGGUGGCCAGAACUUUUCGGAGAGAAGGCGUUAAUUCUCACUAACAGGUAAAGAUUGUCAUGAGACGAUUUAAGCUCGGCCAGGCACCAAAAGCCGCAUUGCUAGGUGUGAAAAGUCCCUCGGCAUCAGCGACUUAAUGUCCAGAGGCAAACGCUUGCAAAAGCAGCCU